Peromyscus maniculatus bairdii (prairie deer mouse) is the source of this 1193-nucleotide messenger RNA. It is a transcript of the gene Nans, whose product is annotated as N-acetylneuraminate synthase. The record is from RefSeq and is a predicted model, not a curated record. Gene Ontology annotation, biological process: carbohydrate biosynthetic process. NCBI's taxonomy places the organism in Eukaryota, Metazoa, Chordata, Mammalia, Rodentia, Cricetidae. Gene Ontology annotation, molecular function: N-acylneuraminate-9-phosphate synthase activity.
CGGCCGCCGGCUGACGUGGCGGGGCCGGGACCUGCUGGCUUGCACGGCGGGUGCGGAAACGCCACGGAAAGCGUGCGGGCGCGGGUAGACAUCAUGCCGCUCGAGCUGGAGCUGUGCCCCGGGCGCUGGGUGGGUGGGCAGCACCCGUGCUUCAUCAUCGCGGAGAUCGGCCAGAACCACCAGGGCGACCUGGACGUGGCCAAACGCAUGAUCCGCACGGCCAAGGAGUGCGGAGCUGACUGCGCUAAGUUUCAGAAGAGUGAGUUGGAGUUCAAGUUUAACCGGAAGGCCCUGGAGAGACCGUAUACUUCGAAGCAUUCGUGGGGGUCGACAUAUGGGGAGCAUAAACGGCACCUAGAAUUCAGCCACGCCCAGUACAAGGAGCUGCAGCGCUACGCGCAGGAGAUUGGCAUCUUCUUCACUGCCUCUGGCAUGGACGAGAUGGCGGUUGAGUUUCUGCAUGAACUGAAUGUUCCGUUUUUCAAAGUUGGAUCUGGCGACACUAACAAUUUUCCUUAUCUGGAGAAGACAGCCAAGAAAGGUCGUCCUAUGGUGAUCUCCAGUGGGAUGCAGUCGAUGGACACCAUGAAGCAGGUCUAUCGGCUCGUGAAACCCCUCAACCCCAACUUCUGCUUCCUGCAGUGCACCAGUGCCUACCCGCUGCAGCCGGAGGAUGCCAACCUGCGCGUCAUCUCGGAAUACCAGAAACUCUUUCCCGACAUUCCCGUCGGGUAUUCUGGACACGAGACAGGCAUCGCCAUAUCUGUGGCUGCCGUGGCUCUGGGGGCCAAGGUGUUGGAACGUCACAUAACUCUGGACAAAACUUGGAAGGGGAGUGACCACUCAGCCUCGCUGGAGCCCGGAGAACUGGCAGAGCUGGUGCGCUCUGUGCGCCUGGUGGAGCGGGCACUGGGCUCUCCAGCCAAGCAGCUGCUGCCCUGCGAGAUGGCCUGUAAUGAGAAGCUGGGCAAGUCUGUGGUGGCCAAAGUGAGAAUCCCAGAAGGCACCAUCCUGACCCUGGACAUGCUCACUGUGAAGGUGGGGGAGCCCAAAGGCUAUCCUCCUGAAGACAUCUUCAACCUAGUGGGCAAGAAGGUGCUGGUCACUGUUGAAGAGGAUGAUACAAUCAUGGAAGACUCUGUGGAAAGUCACAGCAAGAAAAUCAAGUCUUAAAUAAAGUGUCCGUGUCUGUG